Cantharellus anzutake is the source of this 1576-nucleotide messenger RNA. RefSeq names its product Josephin-domain-containing protein. Gene Ontology annotation, molecular function: cysteine-type deubiquitinase activity. Gene Ontology annotation, biological process: protein deubiquitination. The transcript has 6 exons. The record is from RefSeq and is a predicted model, not a curated record. Bases 32 to 1576 code for a protein of 514 amino acids. Gene Ontology annotation, cellular component: nucleus. Lineage: Eukaryota; Fungi; Basidiomycota; Agaricomycetes; Cantharellales; Hydnaceae.
CGCCAACGCGCGUCUCCUAAUCUCAAUCAACAUGAACGCGUUGGAGCGACUUAUCUAUCAUGAGAAGCAAGAGGAGGGAUCGAUGAUGUGCGCCCAACAUGCUCUCAAUGCGCUUUUGCAAAACAGCUAUUUUUCUGCCUCCGAUUUGGGCGAACUGGCACGUAGUCUUGAUGAGUUGGAGAACGAAUAUCGGAGUGGCGAAUCACGUCGGACACAGAGCUCGAAUAUGGAUGAUACAGGUUAUUUCUCUGUUCAAGUCCUUGACAAAGCUUUGGAAGUAUGGGGUUUGUCGCUCGUAAGAUGGAGAAGCCGGGAGUUUGACGGGUGCCGUGAUGACCCAGACACACAACAGGCAUUUGUCCUCAACCUCAACCAGCACUGGUUCACAAUUCGACGAUUUGGGCUUCCUGAGUCUACGGGACACUGGUAUAACCUUAAUUCUUCCUUUGCCCAGCCUCAGCGAGUCGGAGUUAUGUAUCUGGGGAUGGUCUUACAUCAAGCAGAGACCGAAGGUAUCAGUAUUUGUGCUGUUACAGGUAACCACACAGCUGAAAAUCCAUUAAUACCGUUGUGUGAGGCAGAUGGGAUUGCUAGCACUAUCCCGGACCCCCAGUCUCACUUCUCCUCGGCAUCCCGUUCCUCCGUGCAGCCUGAGCCAUUUGACACGGCGGGAUUUGAGGGAGAAGAUAUCGAGCUCCAGCGCGCGUUGCAGGCCUCUCUAGAAAACACUCGCCGCGAAAUUCGGUACCCAGCAGAAGUUUCAUACAGUGAACCAGCCUCCUCGAGUCGAUCGUUCUCCGAGUUUGCUGAGAGUGCUCGAAGAGGCUUCGCUGGUGUCGCCUCAGCAUCGAAGGAUAGCUCGCGGGAACUUCAUUUAUCGGCUGCUCGUUCACGGACCUUGUUAGAAAGGGCCACACUGGAUCAACAACUAGCUUUCGAGGCGCAAGCCACUCCUAGAAGCUCUUCACGCGUGAGAAGUCGGGCGGAUGAGCAUGAGGACGAAGAAUUCCGAAAGGCGGUGGAGGAAAGUUUGAGGGAGCCUGGAGCACAAUUGGAAGAGGAAGAUGAACAGGCGUAUAUCGAUAUCACCGGAGAGGACGAGGACGAGGACGAUGCCGACUACGUAGACGCUGAAGACGGUACGCCUCCACGACAGGACAUUCCGAUUGUUCAACGAAGUACCCGUUCCACCCUCCGUCAAUACGGCGCAACCACUGAACCUCCCAGCUCCCUACUCGGCUUUGGUCCACAAUCUGCCCCAUCGGUUAGCGAAGUGACCAACAGGGUCAUUGAUGAUGAAGAUGCUGAGCUUCAGGCUGCUCUCAAGGCUAGUCUCGAGGAUCUUCCCCAAAGGCUUCAAAUCCCUGAACCCCCAAAGCGCACAUUGGUUCAUUCAUCCAAUUUCGGACUGUCCUUCGGUAGGGGGCCUGGUGCAGGCCUUGACGAGAGUGAAGGCGAAGAUGAGGAUGAGGGUGAAGGUGAAGGUGAAGGUGGGAAGUUGAGGGAGGAAUCUUCGGAUGCCAAACAGUUGAGUGUCGAGGAAAUCCGACGCCGCCGUCUGGCGCGCUUUGGGUAG